AUGACCACCUCGGCCACGUUCACGACGCCUCCGAGCGUUCACAUCGACCGAGACGCGUUUACAACCGUGAUUAAGGUCCGAGCCAUCAGAGUGCCGACCAGAGAGACGGACGCGGUGCUCCGAGCGCUCAGGGGAUUCGUUUUGGACGUACCAAAGGUGAAAGCCGUCGCGAACGCGAACGCCGGUGAAAAUUUAGUCCUCCUGAGCGCCGAUAAUGUACAAAACUUGGGAGAUUUGGAAGAAAAAGUGCCAAGAGCGAGGCUGGAUGACGUGCGGGAGCGCGUGGGGGGGACGAUCGAGACGACGGAGUACGACGUUCCGCUGACGUAUGAGUAUUUCAACGCAGCGCAAGUGUUGCGAAAGCUCUUGCCGGACGCAAUCGAGGUCCCGAGCUCUUUCGAGACGGUGGGACACGUGGCGCAUAUGAAUUUACGCGAUGAACACGAGGCGCACAAGUAUCUCAUCGGUGCGGUAAUCUUGGAGAAGAACGAGCGGUUGAAGACUGUGGUGAACAAAAUUGGAAGCAUUGAGAGCGAGUUUCGCGUCCCAGAGUGGGAGCUGUUAGCGGGCGAGCCGAGUCUCGUGACUGAGGUGAAGCAACACGGCGCGACGUUUAAGCUCGAUUUCGGGAGUGUCUAUUGGAAUUCACGAUUGGAGACUGAGCAUAAACGGUUGGUGGACUCGUUCAAGGCGAAUGAGGUGAUUUGCGACGCGACGAGCGGUGUGGGGCCGUUUUCGAUACCGGCAUCGCAAAAGGGCAUUCGAUGCUAUGCGAGCGAUUUGAAUCCGGAUUGCGCGAAGUAUCUCAAGAUGAACGCGGUGGAUAACCGCGUGAAGCACUUGGUGAAGUGUUACAACAUGGAUGCUCGCGCGUUCAUCAAGUCGCUCUUGGCAGCUCCGAGCGACUACGACGCGAAUGAUGAGCAGCAAUGGAUGAAGUCAAAGGCCGAAUACGACGCGAAAGUCGCCGAGUUCAACGCGAAGAAGAAAGCCGCAAAGGAGAAGAAGGAGCAAUUUCGUGAGACUAAGCCGGCGAAACUAGAGUGGGCGGCGGAGGACGAAGACGGAACUCCGCCGGCUGGGGCGACGUUCGAUCACAUCGUCACGAACCUCCCUGCAUCUGGGAUAGAAUUUCUGGAUUGCUUGAAAGGAUCGUUCGAUCGACGAGUGUGGGAGGGUCGGGAUCUCCCUAUGGUUCACUGUUAUACCUUCAAGGGUGCGGACGAGACUGAUGAGGAUGUCAUCAAAAGAGGUGGGAAACAUCUUGGAGCUGAAAUCGUCAACGGCGAGGUGAGAGAAGUCCGUGACGUCUCUCCGAACAAGCUGAUGGUUUUGCUCUCUUUCCGAAUGACGCCGGAAGUAGCGUACGACGCGAAGAGGCAGUGCCGAGAGUAG
Molecule: messenger RNA, 1395 nt
Organism: Ostreococcus tauri
Lineage: Eukaryota; Viridiplantae; Chlorophyta; Mamiellophyceae; Mamiellales; Bathycoccaceae
Product: tRNA transferase Trm5/Tyw2
Exons: 1
Coding region: 1-1395 (464 amino acids)
Biological process (GO): tRNA N1-guanine methylation
Cellular component (GO): cytoplasm
Source: RefSeq, a predicted model, not a curated record